Dromaius novaehollandiae (emu) is the source of this 4632-nucleotide messenger RNA. RefSeq names its product ATPase Na+/K+ transporting subunit beta 3 (gene ATP1B3). Bases 16 to 828 code for a protein of 270 amino acids. The transcript is spliced from 7 exons. The record is from RefSeq and is a predicted model, not a curated record. NCBI's taxonomy places the organism in Eukaryota, Metazoa, Chordata, Aves, Casuariiformes, Dromaiidae. Gene Ontology annotation, molecular function: ATPase activator activity. Gene Ontology annotation, biological process: intracellular sodium ion homeostasis; intracellular potassium ion homeostasis; potassium ion import across plasma membrane. Gene Ontology annotation, cellular component: sodium:potassium-exchanging ATPase complex.
GGAAAUGGAGAAUGAAUGGAGCGCGCCGCCUUUGUGCUGCUGGCCGUGAGCCGCAGGUCGGAGCGGGGGGAGAAGAAGCACGCGAAUGUGCGAGCUGCCGUCCUGGAUAGUCCGCAACGGGUGAUCCCCGCGCGGCGUCGUGCCAUCCGUCCCCCUCGGGGCUCCUGGGCUCCUACGUUUGAAAAUGGAGCUUUUAAACGAAGGCCCUCUCCAAUAAAGCUUGUAAAGGCAGUGUUUAUUUUCCUGCUUUCAGGUUUGAUCUUACUAUUCUAUCUGGUAUUUUAUGGCUUCCUAGCAGCACUCUUCACAUUCACAAUGUGGGUUAUGCUUCAGACAUUGAGCAGUGAUAUUCCAAAAUACCGUGACCGGAUUGCUAGUCCAGGACUUAUGAUUUCACCAAAGCCAGACACUGCACUGGAAUUUUACUUUAACAAGAGUGACUCCCAGUCAUAUGCAGAAUAUGUUUCUACACUUAGACAAUUUCUUGAAACAUAUGAUGAUUCAAAACAAGCCCAAAACAUAGACUGUACACCAGGAAAGGUUUUUGAUCAGAAUGAUGAGGCUGUUAAAAAGGCAUGUCGAUUUAACCUCUCUGAGCUCGGACAAUGCUCUGGAAAGGAAGAUAAGACCUUUGGCUAUUCUAGAGGAACUCCAUGUGUGCUUGUGAAAAUGAAUAGAAUAAUUGGAUUAAAGCCUGAAGGAGAACCAUAUAUAGAGUGUUCGACUAAGGACGAAGGCACAGUUCAGAUAAUUUAUUUUCCUCCUGGAGGUUUGAUUGACUUAAUGUACUUUCCAUACUAUGGGAAAAGCUUGCAUGCAAGCACCUAAAGAAGCUAAUAAAGGAAAUUUCAAGGUUAUGUUCACUAGCACCUACUCAAAUUUUUUAUGUGGUGCAGCUCUGAACAGUGAGUAUUGCAUGUAGCUGUGGAAGUAGUGCCUCCUCUUGAUUUUGCAUUAACUGAAAUGAAUUGCUCAGAGUUUAAUUUGGAUUUGACAACAAUUCCUUUAUUCCUUUAAAGGGCUGAUGGGUAUCAUACGUAUUUAAGUCUUAGCAUUUUUAACCCUAUAUUUUAUUUUAGAAAGUCUGUGUAGCUGUAUAUAUUACGUGAUAGAGAGGAUUAUAAUCUCUUGGAUUUGCUUUACAGUUGCCUGAAAACUGUAAAGCAAUUACAAAGUUGUGUCUGAAAUAAAAUAUUUGCCUGCUCUCUCUGUACCUAAAUAUUUUGUUACUUGUGAGCCUGUUGGUGCUAUUUCUAUUGUUCUGACAGAAGGGAGCCCCUAUAGUGAUAUUUUUUUUCUAUUUUUUAUUGUCCCUAACAAGGUCCCUCUGAAACCUGCUGUGGCUGUAGAUUCUUAAUUGCCACUUCAGUCCUAGUUACAAAUGGGACAGAUGCCUUUAUUUAGUAUUUUAAAUAUUUUAACGGUUAGUACUUUGUACCAAGUUGUGUGAACGCUUUAAGCCGCCUUGUGAACAGGAAAAAGCAUAAUGCAUCAGAGCUUAGAUGAGUUUCAGUGCAGGGAAUGGUGUUUGCUUAAGUCCUCACUUUCUUUGCUUUUUUUGCCUUUUAAGUUUAUAGGGAGAGGUUAGUGCAGGAUUAGCUAAGAUAGCACAAUGUAGUAAAUUCUGUAAAUUUCUCUGUAGACUUGUUUGGUUUUGGGACUUGCUUAAUCUAAAUACUACUUACAAGUGAUAGUAAAUUUCAGCCUGAUUGGUUUAAAUGUUAAUUUGAAAUAAAUCCACAGAUAAGGUUUAACUGGUUCUAAAUCUUAAUGCACUCUGAAGAAAAGCUGCACAGGUGGCUUUGCCUUCUAUUGAGGUGUCAGGCCCAGUAGCAGCUCAUUAGUUUGUCGUCCUGCUCUCUUAGUAAAUCCCUAAACAAACAUCCCAAUAGCUUGAGCUGUUCAGUUAAGUGAAAGGUUUAAUUGGUAAGGCCAACUACAGCCACAGGUAUAAAGCUAGGAGGUUUUUGAGACCUCUCCUCUCGUUCCCCAUCCCCAGCAUUUCACGUGACUAAAACGUAGCAUAGUGAGCCAAUUUUUGAUCUGAAUCUGACUCUUCACUUCAGAAAAAGAGGAGAAAAUAAAUUGACUUCCAAAAGGUAAAGCUGAAUUCAGAUAAAGCUCCUCAGAUGUUUGGGAGCUUCUUAGUUACUUCAUUUGAUGUUUUAUGUAUGUCCCCACUGUAGAUGGUACUUGGAUGCAGAAACCAACCGAGCUGAUGCAUUUGUUUAAAGACUCACUUCCUGCUGCAGUGGUGUAACACAGCGUUAAGCAGAAAACAGCUGCAGUGGAUUUCAUGUUUCCAAGUGCCUCAGUGUGUUAAACUAGGUCAAAAAUUGCAUAAGAUGCCAUUACUGGAAACCGCUGUAGGCUGACUUGUGUAUAAAAACCUCAGUGGUGCAACUGGCAAAUGCACUUUGACAAACAGAAAUGCAGUCAUGACUAAAACAUCACAAGAAAGCUCUCUGAAAUCUCCCUAGGAUAUGAAUGGUUGUUGGAAUUGUGGGAUGUCUUUGCCCUUUGAGUUCAUGUUCCUGCUAUCUACUGAGCCAGAAAUAUUUGCCUGGCUCGUCAGAGAUUUCACGUUCUUCUUGUCUGCAAGGAACUCAGACGCAAGACUCCUUAACUCAUUCUGUAUUGCAGAAGAUGUAUCCUGUAUAUGCCAGUUUACCACGCUGGUCUUAAGUACAAGCAUAUAUAGCACACUGAAAAUCAUGUGAAGUUAAGCCUCCAUAAUAGCUGUUUCACUGACUGAACAGUUACUGGUUAUUAAUAAUGAAAAAUGGGAUUUUGUGGAGACGGCUCAAAAAAAGUCUGAGUUUCUACACACAGGAGCAGCCAGUGCUGCUCAGCUUAAUGCUAACAUGCCCUGUGGGACAUUCAGCAUUGAGUAUAGCGCUUGUGUUUUCCCUCUCUCUGAGCGCUCUGUUUCACAGGUUCAGCACAGAGGGGAAAUAAAUGUUCAUGUAUCAGCUUUACAUAGUGCUUUGCCUUUUUUAUCGACUUAGAAAAAGCUGUGUAAAUGGGAAAGGAAAAACAAGUAAUUCUGGAAGUACAUAGUACCACUUAAAAAGCUCUUCAGUGUGCAUUCGUGUGUGUGUGUACACGCAUGCGUGCAUCCAGCAGCUGUGAAAUGGGAGUCAUUUGCUUAGCAACAUCUGGUGGCCCUGUCUGUUUCUGUGCCCUUGUACCUCUUCACCAUAUCCUGAAGCAUGAAGAACAGUGUGUCGCCCACUUGCCUUCAGUUUUCCUAUCUCAGUUUAGAGAGUCUGACCACUGCAAGAGCACUGCCUGUCUUCUGUAUCUUUUUUUUUUUUUUUAAUACUACUGGUAUUUUCAUGUCAUUCUAUCUUUUUUUCUAACACAAAUUUAGCUAGUUAUGCUGAACAGAAACAACAGAAUUAUCCCAGUGUAAGGGAUUAUAUCCAUUAGCAAUCAUAGAGGGACAUAUUUUGCUGUAAUUAUUUUAGUGCAGUAUAUUUAACUAUGAAGGGUAUAUGAUUGAUAAAAUAUAUCAUUUGAUGGAUGCUUUUUUCCAGAGGUUUAGAAUAGGGAUAUUCCUCUAUCAAAUGAAUUAAUGAGACCAGUCUCAGAGUCUGUUGAGAAUUCUUUGGACUCAUAUUUAUGAACUCUUCAGCAGCCAGUACAGCCUCACCUAGUUCCUGGAUUUCUUGCUUAUCUGAUGAUAUACCCAUCAAUUAUCAUGCCAAUCACACAUUUCUCAUGUUUAAAUAGACAGCUCAGCACCAUUCCCUCAGGGAGACACAGAAUCAUGCUCAUACGGGCAGGAAGGGUUCUCAGUUAACGUACAAACCUGAAUAAGUCUCUGCCAGUGGGAAAAUUUCUGCCCCUCGGUUGUUGCACAAGGGCCAAGAAAUAUUGGUCUGGUAAAUGCUCUGAUAUUACAGUUCAGUCAUUUGGCAAUGGACCCAAGACAGACUAGACUUACCAUUUAAUCUUAAUAGUCUUAAUGUAUUGUCUGAUGUAGGAAAAUUGUAGGUAGCAGCUUGGCAGAACAUGAAUAAAGUCUAUAAGCCUAGAAUGUUUCCAGCUUGCCUUUAGUCAUGCUGAUGAGAUGAUGAAAAAUAUCAAAGUUGAGAAGAUUCAAAAGUUAGAAUAAAAAUGUAGGGCUUUCCUUGGCGUGUAUCAGAAUGCUAGCUUGAUUGCAAACUGCUAAUAGAUGUAUUUAUUUACAUCUCGUACAAAGUUAUCAGCAAUAGGUAUAGCUGUUUCUUACAUAGUUUGGAUAAUUUAGUGUCAAUAAUAUUUAAUUACCUUUUUUUAUAAUAGUGUUAAGAUAAUUUAAAAAAAAAGAAAAAAAGAGGUCUUCCCCCCAAAAGUGCUUUGUUGGUACUGGAUCUUUUUUCAUCUUGAAGUGUCUGCAGAUUCCCCAGAACUGUAUUUAUUUCCUUAACCCUCCAAUGUAGGUAAAAGUUAAUGCUUCUCGCUUUCUGAGCUUGGUCAUCCCUUAGAUCUUAAAGGUAAAACUUAAGUUGUAAUUGAAUCACUUUUUAAAAAAUUUAAUAGCAUAUAAAUAUAGAUUUCAUAUUACCAUAUUCUUCAUGUCUUGAUUAAUCUGUAUUUUUUACUCUGUACACUGAGAAUUUUGAAGUAAAAAUAUUUCUUCCUUAC